UGAAUUAUUUUUUCCGUAGUUUGCUUAUAGUAUUUUUCGUGCUUGUUCUGUCAGUUCUGUUGUGUCCACCUGUGCGCUAUUGGGUAGAAUUUUUGUUUUCAAUUAAUUUUUUGUUUAAUAUCCAAUAAGAAUACGGAUAAAGCCUGGAAGUAGUAAAUAAACGCCGCAUAAGCGAUUCAAAUUCACAGUUCACAAAUGCAGACAAAAAUGUACCUUUAAAUAUCGCAAAUAUUGGGUUUUAUUUCAACAUUAUUUAUAUCCACGCAAUCCUCUGCGCUUAAUCAGCGUAAAGAUGGUGUAUCUAGCGGUGUUUUAUACUGCUUUCCUCGCAGUUUCUGGAUUAAGUUACGCUAUAGCAAAUGCCGAAGCUCAGGCCCCUAAUGAACCACAAACAUAUCAGCCAACAUACAAUAAGGAUUAUCAACCCCGCUACAAUCCACUCUACACGAAUUCCCAACAAGGAUCGCCCAUAUCACAAUAUGAAAAUCCUUUAAUACCGUCACAGCAAGAUUUACAAAACCCCAAACAGGGUGGAGGUGGAUUAUUGGUUGGUCCACCAAAUCAAAGCAACUUUUAUGAUCAACCAUCGAAUACAUUGGGUGGCGGUGGCGGUGGUGGCAUUAAUAAUUACGAUCCCUUCAACCGUGGUGGUAUUACAUCAACCGGGACUGAUUACGUAGAUAAUUACAAUGAAAUGCAAAAUUACUGCCCAGAACAUUGGAUACCGUUUCGUCAAACGUGCUACAGAUUUAUACGUUCUCCAAAACGCAAUUGGUUGGAAGCUAAGAAAAUUUGCAAAGCGUACAACGCUGAACUUUUAAAUAUUGAUAACAUAGAAAAACAUUCGUUUGUAUUGAAACAAUUGAUAAUACAAAAUCAGCGACAAAACCGUUUUUGGAUAUCCGCACGUCAAACGGGCCCCAAUAGUUGGGCAAACGAUGAUAACUCACCAUUCCUCGCGCUCGAGGACUCAUUUGCCUUCGACGAAGAUCAGGCUUUAGAAAACGAAAAUUUACAUGAUAAUCGAUUUUUGGUACAGAACAUGUACCAGAACGAGUAUAAUCGUAAUCAUCCGAACCAAUACUACAACACGAUACCGGGUUCGAUAAAUAGCCGAAAUCAAAAUAAUUUGAGAGGCUUCAUUGGCCCCAAUCAAUACGGUGAUAACCCUUUCAACAGAGAUCGUGUAGUUUAUGGCUUUUCGAAGAAGCGUGAUCGUUGGAUGUUUAUGCCUGCAUAUGACAUAGAGUUGAAUUUGUUUAUCUGCGAAUCUGACAUUCUGUAUAAUCCAGAAAAUAUCAAUAUUAAGCUAGACGAUAAACGUCCCUUCCACUAUGGCUUAGACAUCAAAGAUUUUGAAAAAAUUCCUCGUGGGCCAUACUUUGUUAAGCAGCCAAAUGAUACCACAUUUGAUACCAGCAAGAAUCGUCUUAUAAAUGAUGUUACAUUAAGUUGUUUGGCUGGUGGAUUUCCCACACCUACCUAUCGCUGGUACCGUGAAGUCUACGUAAACGACACGCUUGAAUAUAUGACAAUAGACCCAUUGAAUAACGAUCGCUAUACAAUUUCUGGUGGUAAUCUGAUAAUUUAUGAUCCAAAGCAGGCUCUGGAUCAGGGCGCAUAUCAUUGCGUUGCGGAAAACAAAUUUGGUCGUAUACGUUCGGAGAGCGCACAUUUGAAUUUUGGUUUUAUAAUGGAGUUUAAUUUGAAACGUUCGGCUGAGACGGCUGAUAUGAAUUGGGGCAAAUCCAUAUUUUGUGAUCCACCGCAGCAUUAUCCGGAAGUUAAGUACUAUUGGGCGCGCGACUUUUUCCCAAACUUCGUACAGGAGGAUCAACGUGUUUUUGUAUCAAAUGAUGGUGCGCUUUAUUUUUCAUCUGUUGAGAUUGUCGAUCGCGCAAACUAUUCCUGCAGUGUUCAGACUUCAGUGUCGGAUACAGGCCGAAAUGGCCCAUUCUUCCCCUUACGGGUUAUGCCGAACAGCAAUCAUCAAACGUUAAUAUUCGCUAAUACCUUCCCUAAGGUAUUCCCUGAAGCGCCCAUUGCUGGGGAUGAAAUUCGUCUCGAGUGUGUCGGCUUCGGCUAUCCAAUACCAUCAUACAAUUGGACCAGAGUCGGUCAACCACUACAGCGUAAUGCUUACACAAUAAGCAACAGUCGUGUUUUAAUUAUUGAAAAUGCUACAACCAAUGAUAAUGGGGAAUACUCAUGCACAAUUUCAAAUCCACGCAAAUCGAUACAUAAAUCAAUAUUCAUUAAUAUACAAAUGAAACCACAGUUCACCAUCCCGUUAAUGGAUAAAAUUAAGGAUUAUAAUGGCGAUGUUACAUUUAUUUGUGAGGCUUUUGCAAUACCCGAUGUAAAUUAUACUUGGUAUAAGAAUGCGGAACGCUUUGAUCCCGAGCGCAUAGACAAGGAUCGUUAUAUUAUACAAGAUAAUGUACUUACGAUAAAGUAUUUAGACCCAAGCAAGGAUGAUGGUAUGUAUCAGUGUGGCGCUACGAAUCAACUGAAAACUGCUUUCUCAUCGGCACAAUUGCGUGUCCUGUCGAUGAAACCGUCAUUUAAGAAGAGGCCACUCGAACCAGAAAUAUAUGCGGUGCAAAAUGGCAAUACGACUAUCGUUUGUGAUCCCGAAGCGGCACCACGUCCAAAAUUCCAAUGGAAAAAAGAUGGUCAACUGAUUGGCGCUGGUGGACAUAGACGCAUAUUACCGAGCGGUACCUUGAUAAUAUCACCGACAUCACGCGAUGAUGAGGGUCUUUACACAUGCAUUGCUACUAAUAAGGCUGGUACAGAUGAAUCCCGAUCUCGUGUUAUUGUGUUACAGGAGCUGCGUUUCACACAGACACCACCGCUGCGUAUCACCACACAAGAGCACGAUCUAAUUUUCCUACAGUGCGAUGCCAACUAUGAUGAGUUGCUCGAUGUUGCAUUUAUUUGGAAACGUAACGGCGAAGUAUUGCGGGAUAAUCACGAUGGCACAGAACGUAUUAUAAUUGAUAGAAACCGUCUUACCGUACACAAUGUAACCCUACUUGAUGGCGGCGACUAUGAGUGCGUGGUAAAGUCUGCAGUGAAUGAGAUUGCAUCUAAAACAUCUGUGGUGAUCGAAGGAGCUCCUGGUGCACCGGGUGGUGUACAAGUCGUUGAAAUCGGUAAAACCAAAGCGAUUAUUGAGUGGGUAGAUGGUGCUAGUAAUGGACGGCCUAUUCGCUAUUAUAACAUAUUGGGCCGCACCAAUUGGAAUCGCACUUGGGUUAAUGUGUCGACAAGUGUACGGGGUCGUGAAGUAGAUCGUUACACUGGACGUCAGCAAGCUGAAGUCUCUAAUCUCAUUCCUUGGUGCUCCUACGAAUUUAGUGUAGCUGCUGUAAACGACUUGGGCAUCGGUAUACCAUCCACACCAUCGCCAAUCUACAGUACAUAUGAAGAUAAACCAUAUAUUGCGCCACGUAAUGUUGGUGGUGGUGGUGGUAAGAUUGGUGAUUUGACAAUAACUUGGGAUCCAUUAUUGCCACAGGAGCAGCACAGUCAUGGCAUACAUUACAAAGUCUUUUGGAAACUUAAGGGCACACUAGAGUGGGCAUCGGAAGAGUUGAAAUCGCUGCAGAACGAUGGUGUUGCAGUUGUUAAUAUACCACUGAAUAACUAUUAUACCGAAUAUGAGGUGAAAGUGCAGGCUAUUAAUAAUAUUGGCAAGGGGCCUGAAAGUGAACCUGUGGUUAUAUAUUCCGCGGAAGAUAUGCCACAAGUGGCACCACAAAAACCAUUCGCUAUACCAUUCAAUUCUACGGCUUUCAAUGUAACUUGGCAACCGAUAGAAAUGACACGAGAGAAUAUACGUGGCAAGUUGAUUGGACACAGAUUGAAAUAUUGGAAGACCACAAACGACGAGGAGGAUGCUGUGUAUUAUUUAUCGCGUACUACUAGAAACUGGGCUUUGAUAGUUGGUUUACAACCAGAUACGUACUAUUUUGUUAAGGUAAUGGCUUACAAUGCGGCCGGUGAAGGACCAGAGAGUGAACGUUUUGAAGAACGAACAUAUCGCAAGGCCCCGCAGAAACCGCCAUCUUCAGUACAUGUGUAUGGUAUUGAUCCUUCAACGGUGCGGGUGGUAUGGCGAUAUGUGUCACCAGCACAGGAUGAAGAGCCAAUUGAAGGCUAUAAGGUGCGUGUCUGGGAGAGUGAUCAAAACAUGAUAACUGCCAAUAAUACCAUUAUACCAGUGGGUGAAAAGUUGGAGGCACUCAUUACAAAUCUUACGCCAGGUAAAAGCUACAAUAUGCGAGUACUGGCAUUCAGUAACGGUGGCGAUGGUCGCAUGUCCAGUCCAACAUUACGCUUUCAAAUGGGGAAAACAACGCGUAAUCAAGGAAGUCGUCAAUACAAUAGUGGCCUUAACAUGAUGUUAACACUUUGUUUAUUGUACCUCAUAUCAGAAUACCUAAACAAUAACUGAUUAAUACAAUUGAACUUACUUCGAUGCAGUUUAUUAUAUAUAUUUAUAAAUUCCGUCCAUGCUGCAUGCGUGUCCAGAAAUAUUUCCAUAACUAAAAGUAUUUUUAAGAGUGUUCAGCGAAAA
Molecule: messenger RNA, 4585 nt
Organism: Ceratitis capitata (Mediterranean fruit fly)
Lineage: Eukaryota; Metazoa; Arthropoda; Insecta; Diptera; Tephritidae
Gene: Cont
Product: contactin
Exons: 9
Coding region: 293-4462 (1389 amino acids)
Biological process (GO): cell-cell adhesion; axon guidance
Cellular component (GO): plasma membrane; axon
Molecular function (GO): protein binding
Source: RefSeq, a predicted model, not a curated record